ACGUCACACGCAACCCGGACAUGUUACCUCAGGCAAGGGAAGCCGAGCGAGAGUGCAAAAAGCGGAAGCUAGGUUAGCCGCUAACUCGCACAAGUUUGUAACAUGGCUCUCGGGGACUGCUGGAAGAACUUGUCGUGGUUCUACCGCCAGUACCUUCUGGUGACGGCUCUCUACAUGCUGGAGCCGUGGGAGAGGACCGUCUUCAACUCGCUGCUGGUCAGCGUGGCGGGCAUGGCGGUGUACACGGGCUACGUGUUCAUGCCGCAGCACAUCAUGGCCAUCCUACGCUACUUCCAGAUGGUGCAGUGACCACGACUUGCCGGACCGGCCGCCGCGUUGAGGAGGCUUCGGCCGCCGCCUUGAGCGACGUGAGCGCUUUCGGUGGACCGAUACAUCCUUCCUGAAAAAGAAAAACAACCAGUUACGUUAAACUGAUUUUUGUCCUUCAUUUAAGUCAACACUGUUUGUGGAUGUUGUGUUACAUCCCAGUUGUUUGUAUUUAUCGCACGAAUAAAUGUCACGUCAACAACAAAAAA
This is a messenger RNA of Phyllopteryx taeniolatus (common seadragon), 536 nucleotides long. It is a transcript of the gene sptssa, whose product is annotated as serine palmitoyltransferase, small subunit A. Gene Ontology annotation, biological process: ceramide biosynthetic process. Bases 103 to 309 code for a protein of 68 amino acids. The transcript has 2 exons. Lineage: Eukaryota; Metazoa; Chordata; Actinopteri; Syngnathiformes; Syngnathidae. The record is from RefSeq and is a predicted model, not a curated record. Gene Ontology annotation, cellular component: serine palmitoyltransferase complex. Gene Ontology annotation, molecular function: serine C-palmitoyltransferase activity.